CCUCUGGAAGUGCGGACAUUGUCAGCUCCACUUCUGCGGUCGCGGAUCAACAGUUGAGGAGCUCAGGCCCAGGACAAUGGUGUGCAUUCCUUGUGUCGUCAUUCCAGUUCUGUUCUGGAUCUACAAAAAAUUCCUGGAGCCAUACAUAUACCCUCUGAUUUCCCCCUUUAUUGGUCGUAUAUGGCCUAAAAAAGCUAAACAAGAAACCAAUGAUACAAACAAAGGCAAAGUAGACUGUAAGGGUGCAGACAUAAAUGGAUUACAAACAAAAGGACCAACAGAGAUCUCUGAUAAAAAGAAAGACUAAAGCAAUUUCCUAAAGGACCACAUCACGUAAAAAAUGGACCUGAUAAUAUGAAGCAUCUUCCUUGUAACUGUCUUUGACCUUUUUAUCUGAGACCAGAAUUCAGGAUAGAAGUCUAGACACUUAUCGGAUACUAAUCAGGAAAUACAUAAUAUCUGUAUUUAAAAUGUAGUUAGUUAUAUUUAAUGACCUUAUUCUUAAGUUCCUUUUUAUUAAUGUAGCUUUCAUUUCUGUUGCUGUUGUUUUAAUAAUAUGAAAUAGAAAGUUUGUGCCAGUAGACACUAUGUUACUAAAUCAGCACUUUAAAAUAAAAAAAAUAAAAAAAAAAAGG
Cebus imitator (Panamanian white-faced capuchin) is the source of this 635-nucleotide messenger RNA. Its product is annotated as UPF0729 protein C18orf32 homolog. The record is from RefSeq and is a predicted model, not a curated record. The transcript has a single exon. Gene Ontology annotation, biological process: positive regulation of canonical NF-kappaB signal transduction. The coding region runs from base 77 to 307 and encodes 76 amino acids. Lineage: Eukaryota; Metazoa; Chordata; Mammalia; Primates; Cebidae.